GAGCCAAAUAUCCCGAAUUGGCAACCCAGUUAUUUCUUUUCGCAGGACAUUACGCAAAUUAUACGUCAACACAAGACACGCAUAUUUACACUGUGCAACCGAAACAACAGGAUCACAGUAAACACUUCACACACUUGAUUUUUAACCGAAGCAAUGUCAGUAAAGAAAGCAUCCAAACCGAACCUGAGCCACUCCCAGGUGACAGAAUUGACUGCACGUCUUUUUGGGCUAACUGUAUCUACCAUACAUCCUCUGCCCAGUUACGAUGAUCAGAACUUCCAUGUGGUGUGUGUGGAUGCUGGUGACUUUGUGUUGAAGGUCAUGAACUCUACAGAUAGUGAGAAUAUGAAACUACUCGAGGUGCAGACACACAGCAUGAACCUCUUGCAGCAGAAUGGACUUCCUGCACAGAAGGCUCUAUGCACUGUCACAGGGAAGAUGAUGAGUCUGGAAGAGUUAGAUUGUGGAUAUGGCCUUCAGAAAUAUCUGGUGCGUCUGCUGACGUACCUGCCUGGAACUCCAAUGGCCAAAAUCACCUGUACGCCACAGCUACUGUAUGAAACGGGAAAAAUGGGUGCCAUGCUGGACAAGAUUUUACUGUCGAUGGAGCAUGAGAACCUCGGUGCUCUUCAGAGGGAGAACUUCAUCUGGAGUUUGUCCUGCGUUCCUCUGAUAAAUGAUUAUCUCCAUGUGAUGGAUGGAGAUCCAAUGCAGCUAAUCAUUAGAGGAGUUCUUGAUCAGUACCGAAACCAAGUGAUACCGAAACUCCCCUCCUUCCGCAAGUGUAUAAAUCAUGGAGAUUUGAAUGAUCACAACAUCCUUGUGAAGCAGGACGGACCAUCGUGCUACAGGAUCAGCGGCAUUCUGGACUUUGGUGAUAUGAGCAGCGGUUAUUUUGUUUUUGAGCUGGCGAUCACAAUAAUGUACAUGAUGAUCGAGAGCCGGAAUCCGCUGGAGGUUGGGGGUCAAGUCAUCACUGGGUUUGAGAGCAUUUUUCCUCUGAACUCUGAUGAAAGAGAUGCUUUGUAUACUCUGGUGCUGAGUCGGUUUUCUCAGUCGCUGGUUUAUGCACGUUCUGCGGUUCUCCAGCAACCAGAAAACGAAGAGUACCUGAUGAUCACAGCAAAAAACGGAACUAGACUCCUCCAGCUUCUGUGGGAAAAAGGGAAAGAGGAAGUGGAGAAAGCGUGGUUUGAAGGUGCUGCUAAUAUCUAAAUGCUAAUUGUAAAUUCUUACCCUAAUCCCUAAAAAGCUAAACAAUCACUUCAAAGCACAGCAUUAGGCCAUCCUUAAAAAUAUUCUUUAGGACUGACUCAAUUUUUAUUUAUUUUUUUUUUACUCUUCAAACAACUAAUACAAAUGCAAGACUUGCCGGCUGUAAAAUUGCGUUACCAACACAAGUUUCGAAAACGAAAACAGGAAAUUGAUUUUAACGGCCUUCUCUCAGAGCGUGUCCAGGUUUUUUUUUUUUUUUUUUUUUUGGUGUCACACACCAACUGCAGCUUCGGGGGGACACGCAUAACAGCAAAUAAUACUUCUGCACAAUGUUUCUCUUUUUACAACAGAAAUGUGAAUGGUGUGUUUGACCAAAGGCACGGGUUGAAGAUCCAGUCAGUGACGUCACGAUAUGCUAAUUUGUUUAAAUUCAUACCUACAUAAUCACCAUCACCAAAAUUGUACUUUUUUUUUUUUUUUUUUUUUUUUUUAAAACUGUUACUGCAAACCAAAAUAUUUUUAAGGAUGGCCUUCAUUAACUGCAACUGCUAAUAUUACACUAAUGCUAAACCUCGAAUUUACCGCUAGCCAUAAAAUACAAUGCUACCCAUGACUGUUUACACUGAUAUUAAUAAUUUACAGAUUCCUGCUUAAUUUUGCGAGACAGAUUUGAUUAACAUUGAUAAAGAUGAAUCUUACAGUUGACAUUUAGGCCAUGAUUCUGUCAAUGACUCUCACUAAUAAUUACACUACAGCAGUCUGCACUCCUUAUUCAUGGCUGCAUUUGGACUUGAUUGUGGGCCUGGGUGGGUGAGUGUAAGCCUGGGUAUCAGAGCAAGGACCUAUUUUGGGUGUCUUUGUGCCAGGAUGGGUAAUUGAGAGCUGAUAUGAAUGUAUUUGUGUUUUUAAAAUGUGAAUGGGAAUCCUUUUCUUUUGAUUUCAACAGUAUUAUACUACGAUCUGAUGAAUAUUAACCACAAUUUGUUUACUCUUUAAUUAAAUUACAAUGUAACUGAAUAAACUGAUUUCUGUAAAUAAAAAAAGGAUGAGUGUGUUAAAUUGA
This is a messenger RNA of Tachysurus vachellii, 2278 nucleotides long. It is a transcript of the gene hykk.2, whose product is annotated as hydroxylysine kinase, tandem duplicate 2. NCBI's taxonomy places the organism in Eukaryota, Metazoa, Chordata, Actinopteri, Siluriformes, Bagridae. Gene Ontology annotation, molecular function: amino acid kinase activity. The transcript is spliced from 5 exons. The coding region runs from base 154 to 1215 and encodes 353 amino acids. The record is from RefSeq and is a predicted model, not a curated record.